UUUUCUCGUAGUACUGGACGUAUAUGGACGCGGCAGAUCAGAACCUUCAGCUAUGUCGAUGUUAUCACAUGGAUUUAAAAGCAGCAAGCAAGACUUCACAUUUGGGCCAUGGAAAGUCACCUCAGCAAAAACCCAUAUUAUGAAAUCUAAAGAUAUCGAGCAGUUAGCGGAGGAGAUGCACAUGCCGUCUCUCCCCGAGAUGCUUUUUGGAGACAACGUGCUGCGCAUUCAGCAUAACGAAGGCUUCGGCAUCGAGUUCAACGCUAUCGAUGCCCUCAGGCGUGUCAACAAUUUACGAGACUCUGUGCAAGUCGCAUGUGCCCAGGAGUGGCAGGAAAGCAGAGCCGAUUCUGAGCACAAGGAUGUAGUAAAGCGGUAUGACUGGACGUACACAACAGAUUACAAAGGCACAUUGCUUGGUGAAGACCUGCAGAUAACAGUGUCUCCUACAUCAGACCGGAUAGACCUGGAGAAACUGAAGGCUCGGGAGCAGAUCAUGUUCUUUGAUGACGUGUUGUUGUUUGAGGACGAGCUUCAUGAUCAUGGUGUAUCUAUGAUCAGUGUGAAAAUUAGAGUGAUGCCAACUAGUUUCUUUGUGCUGCUGCGCUUCUUCCUGAGAGUGGAUGGAGUUUUGAUUCGGAUCAACGACACGCGGCUCUAUCAUGAGGCUGGGAAAAACUACAUGUUGCGGGAGUUCAGCUCACGAGAAAGCAAAGUGUCAGCUCUAAAGCAUGUUCCUCCUGCCUUUUACACAGACCCUAAUGAGAUUGUUCAGCAUUUACCACUAACACUCACAGAGUGUGAGAAACUCGAGUUCCCAGAGUCACAGCCACCAACCGGAUCUCCACAGUGACGCACAGACUACAUGUCAAACCUCAGAGUGCUGAUCUAGGAUCAGUCUGUUGCCUCUUACUGCACACAGCUAUAUACAUGCAAUGCUCACUGAACCCAUAUCAGCAUUCAGACAUGGAGGAAUUUGAUGCCUGUGAACCCUGAAAUGGAGCUGUAACAAGCUGCAGGGAGGUAUGUUCCUAGAAUGCAGGUCCAUCAGCUCCCAGCUCUCUCUAAAGACUUUUCUAAUUAAUAAAACACUCACUGUCAUCCUCGAGUCAGAGUCUCUGUUACUGGCUCAUUAAAUCUGUUUGAGAUGUAUUCACACAGUGUAACCAAAAUGGUUAGUUUUGUUUUUUUUUUUAAAUCAAGUAGAAAAGGUAGUUUUUUAUCAUUUUGAGGGAUGCUGGGAAACAAGAAUUGCAGAAUGAUUUAUUAAAAGUAUGUGUUCGUAAUUGUCA
Clarias gariepinus (North African catfish) is the source of this 1292-nucleotide messenger RNA. It is a transcript of the gene tiprl, whose product is annotated as TIP41, TOR signaling pathway regulator-like (S. cerevisiae). The coding region runs from base 53 to 853 and encodes 266 amino acids. NCBI's taxonomy places the organism in Eukaryota, Metazoa, Chordata, Actinopteri, Siluriformes, Clariidae. Gene Ontology annotation, biological process: TOR signaling. Gene Ontology annotation, cellular component: cytosol. The record is from RefSeq and is a predicted model, not a curated record. The transcript is spliced from 8 exons.